AAAAUAUCUUCAUCAUGGGUUGCCAAGCAUCCACCAGUCAGGUUAAGAAGACUACUAAAGCUCAGGAUAAGAGUAAAGCUGCCAAAGAUAAUAAAGAGGAUAAUGCAGCUGAAACUCAGAAAUCCCCCCUUGAUGUAAAUUCUAUCAAGAAAGAUGUGACCAAAGUAGUAGAGAAAAAGGCUACUGAAAUGGCCAUCAAACAUGCGAAGAAAGAAGGUAUGAAAAAGGUUAAAAAAUUGUGGUAAAAUUGAGUAUUAACAACUUACAAAAA
Molecule: messenger RNA, 271 nt
Organism: Moneuplotes crassus
Lineage: Eukaryota; Ciliophora; Spirotrichea; Euplotida; Euplotidae
Source: the annotation of a GenBank genome assembly